Molecule: messenger RNA, 4016 nt
Organism: Hippopotamus amphibius kiboko
Lineage: Eukaryota; Metazoa; Chordata; Mammalia; Artiodactyla; Hippopotamidae
Gene: SLC25A34
Product: solute carrier family 25 member 34
Exons: 6
Coding region: 1461-2660 (399 amino acids)
Source: RefSeq, a predicted model, not a curated record
AGAUCACCCACAGCUGCCCCUUGGGAACUCACUGUGUGGAGGUGGUCUGGCCCUGGGAGCUUCCUGGCCUGACCUUUGCCCUCCCCCCCAUUUCCUGCAGUGGCCGGGGGAGGGCAGCCACCAGCUCCAGUCCCAGGCCCUGUCUACGCUGCCACGGCAGGGCAGCCUACCUCCCCUGCCUCCCCAGCUCUGGGGGCUGAUGCUGGCCCCUCGGGAUAAACCCAGGAGAAUCUGAGCUGUCCCCAAGACCUCUUGUUGAGCGGCUACCCUGGGGCUGGCCAGAUGUUGCACAGCCUGCCAGGCCUAGGAGGAGCUCUGCAGCCCUCAAGUCCCUCAGCACUGUGGCCUCUGGGGCCUCACACCUGGGAUGGACACAGGCAUAGAGGCCACAUAGGUGGGGUUCUUGGCAGGGUGGCCCUGCCUCUGGUUGGUUUUUUUUUUUCUUUGUUUUUUUUUAAAUUUUAUUUUUUUAAUAAUUUUUUUUGGUUGCGUUGGGUCUUUCUCUAGUCGCAACGAGCAGGAGCUACUCUCCUGUGAGGUGUGUGGGCUUCUCGUUGCAGUGGCUUCUCGUUGCGGAGCAUGGGCUCUAGGCACACAGGUUUCAGUAGUUGUGGCACAUGGGCUCAGUAGUUGUGGUGCAUGGGCUUAAUUGUUGCAUGUGGCAUCUUCCCAGACCAGGGCUCGAACCCGUGUCCCCUGCACUGACAGGCGGAUUCUUAACCACUGCACCACCAGGGAACUCCCCCUGCCUCUGAUUUUGACUGGGACCUGGGUGAUGCAGGAUGGCCCUGGCAGGAGAGAGGUACCAUGGGGCAGAGGCUGAGGUGGGCAUGGUGGUUCUGGCCCCCUACCUGAGCAGCCUGGCACCUGACAGUAGUGCCCAGGGGUGGGAGGUCCCUUCUCACCAGGCACAAAGGUCCAUUUCCAUGCCUGGGUCUCUGCUGCAGAGAACCACAGCCCGGGAGCGGCUCCCACCAGACGGAGGGGCAGGACUAGGGGGCAAGUCCUCACCAGGUAGGCCACCAAAGCCACAAGGUCGCUUGUUGAGACACAAUGGCCCCUAUUUUUCCAUCUCCUACCCAUCCAGGACCCCCAGGCAGGGAGGACGCGGGCUGCCUUUUGUUGGGCGAAGCACUGUGCGAGGCAUUCUUCACACAUUUGUUAUCCUCCAGUGAACCUCUGCACUGGGUAUCCUAUCUCCAUCUUACAAACAGAGAGACCGAAGCUCAAGGAAAGGAAGUGACUUGCCCAGGUCACACAUAAUAUCAGAGCCUGGGAUUCCAGAUCAGUUCCACAGCCCCCCGGAGCCUUCUGCUCUCACUGGCAGUGAGACCAUAGUAGUCAUCGGUCUACGGUCUGAGGCCGGGAAAGGGGACGUCACACAGUGGCAGGAGUGGGAGGGGAGAGUUGCUGAGUUACUGGGAGGAGCCUCCCAAGCAGCUGCCUCUUGCCCAGGGGCCAUGAGCUGUAGCAGGACUGGCCACGCUGGAGGCAGGGCAGCGGCACCAGCCCUUUGCCCCAGGGCCACGAGGAAGGCUGGAGGACCAGAAGGGCAGGAGGAGAUGUCUUGGCUGACUGGCGCUUUCUGCCUGGCACAGUCUCCCUCGGGGCCCAGACAUGGCCCCAGGCUCCCUCGAUCCCCAGCCUCGCAGCCCUGCAGGGGUGAAGACAGCCUAAGCUCCACCACCCCAGGCCCCAUGUCUAUGCCCCUGACCCGGGCACAGCCGGUCCCUGGCCCGGAGGCCAUGGAGACGGUGGCCCCAGCUGUGGACCUGGUGCUGGGUGCGUCAGCCUGUUGCCUGGCCUGUGUCUUCACCAACCCCCUGGAGGUGGUGAAGACGCGGCUGCAGCUGCAGGGGGAGCUGCAGGCGCGGGGCACCUACCCUCGGCACUACCGGGGCUUCGUGGCCUCCGUCGUCGCUGUGGCCCGUGCAGAUGGACUGUGUGGCCUGCAGAAGGGGCUGGCCGCCGGCCUCCUCUACCAGGGCCUCAUGAACGGCGUCCGCUUCUACUGCUACAGCCUGGCGUGCCAGGUUGGCCUCACGCAGCAGCCAGGUGGCACCGUGGUCGCGGGCGCUGUGGCAGGGGCACUGGGAGCCUUCGUGGGGAGCCCCGCUUACCUGAUCAAAACGCAGCUGCAGGCCCAGACGGUGGCCGCAAUGGCCGUGGGGCACCAGCACCAUCACCAGAGCGUCCUGGGCGCCUUGGAGACCAUCUGGCGGCAGCAGGGCCUGGCAGGGCUGUGGCGGGGCGUGGGUGGGGCCGUGCCCCGGGUCACGGUCGGCUCGGCUGCCCAGCUGGCCACCUUUGUCUCCGCCAAGACCUGGGUGCAGGAGCAACAGUGGCUCCCGGAGGACAGCUGGCUGGUGGCCCUGGCCGGGGGCAUGAUCAGCAGCGUGGCUGUGGUCGCGGUCAUGACCCCCUUCGACGUGGUCAGCACGCGGCUAUACAAUCAGCCCGUGGACAGAGCGGGCAGGGGCCAGCUGUAUGGCGGCCUCGCGGACUGCCUGGUGAAGAUCUGGCGGCAGGAGGGCCCCCUGGCACUCUACAAGGGUCUGGGCCCCGCCUACCUGCGCCUGGGCCCUCACACCAUCCUCAGCAUGCUCUUCUGGGAUGAGCUCCGGAAACUGGCCAGGCGGGGCCAGCGCCAGGGCAGCUAGGUGGCGUCCUUCACCCUGACACAGCCGGGCACGUGGCAGGAAGCGACGGCCCGCUCCAGCCGGGGACGGCCGCCCCAGAGCCGGCCCAGGCCCAGGCCCCGCCGCAGGUUCGGGGAGAAUGUAGACAGCUGUGGUCAACCCAGCCCCAUGGCCCACCCAGGGCCAGCGGAUCCACCUCGAAUCACCACCCACUCUGCUCUCCAGAAUGUUCUCUUCCCUCUGUCCUGGGUUCCCUUAUCCCAGAGCCUUACUCCUUGUUAUAAUAGCCACUCCAGGGCGUGAACGUCGCCGUGAGCUGGGCCACUUACAUGCACCAGCUCGCUUAAUCCCAUCACGGUGUGAGAUGGUAUGACUCUCUGUUACUAAUGAGAAAGUGGAGGCUCAGAAAGGUGAUGUGCUUUGAGCAAAGCCACACAGCUUUGAAGGGGCAGAGAACCCAGCUGUGCCCAGCCCAGACCUGUGCUCUUGGCAAGAGCCAGGACCAUAGAGGCCAGAGUGCCACACCCCCCACACCCCCGCCCGAGGGAUCACUGUGCAUGUGAGGAGGCCGUGGCGAGCACCCUGAGGCCGGCUGUCAUGGUCUGUGUUAAUCUGCCAGGGCCACCCAGAGGACCUCAGGCUAGGCGGCUUAAACAACAGAACAUUAUUUUCUCAUAAUUCUGGAGGCUAGAUGUCUGAUCAAGGUGCCGGCAGGGUUGGUUUCCUCUGAGGCCUCUCUCCUUGGCUUGUAGACGGCCAUCUUCUCCCUGUGUCCCCACGUGGUCUUCCCUCUGUGUGCCUGUGUCCUAAGCCCUUAUGAGGACACCAGUCAUAUUGGAUUAGGACCCACCCUUAGUGACCUCAUGUUAACUUAAUUAGCAAUACUUCCUUUAAGAAUUACUUUAAGACCCUAUCUCCAAAUCAGUCACAUUCUGAGGUUAGAACUUCCGUAUAUGAAGCUGAGGAGGGGGAGGGGACACAAUUCAGCCCAUCCGCUAAGGGCUUUUCCUGAGGGUCUCCUAGAUGCCCAGCACAGAUUCUCACGACAGUUCUGAAAGGUAGUGCUUGAGGUCCCCGUUGCUCAGGUGAGCAGACUCAGCUCCUGGGAAAGGAAGUGACUUGCCCAAGGCAGCAGAGCUGGGUGUCCUCAUGCCAGGCUCUUUCCCCACGCUGCAGCCACACUCCCCCCGACGGGCGUGUUCCCAAGGCCUGCACUGACCUCUGUGCUGGGAGGUGGAAGGUGAGUCCCUGAAGGGGCAGGACUGGCCGAGGUCAAGCAGCCUGAACUGCCUUCCCUGCGACAUCUCAUGUCUGCAAGGAGCUGUCCCCCAGGGGCCGCCCUCCUGCACACUCCAGACCAAUAAAGUUUUCUAUUUU